Molecule: messenger RNA, 1395 nt
Organism: Rotaria socialis
Lineage: Eukaryota; Metazoa; Rotifera; Eurotatoria; Philodinida; Philodinidae
Source: the annotation of a GenBank genome assembly
AUGACUACAAGAAAUCCUUCACAAACUACUUCGAAGCUUCAAGCAAAAAACAAAAAAGAAUCCAUUUAUGCAGCAUUAUUUUCGCCUUAUCAAUCGCCGUACAAGUAUCAAAUUUAUUUUAUUAAUCAAUCAACCUCAUCUCAAGAUCUUGAUUAUUUAAUCGAUAUUGUUCAAACUUCGACUGAUUUUAUUAUUGAUACCGAAUCGGCGUUUAAAUCAAAUAUUCCAGCAUUAAUCCAAAUAUAUUUUCUUCAAUCAACUCGUAUUCAAUCACCAUUAUUAUUAGUAGAGAUACAACAUCUACCUCAUUAUUCAACCGCAUUGUUUUCACAAUUAAAAAAACUAUUUUAUUGUAUUUUCAACGUUAAAUCACAUUUUUAUUCAUGGGGUCCAUUAACUAAUGAAUUACGUUCCUUUUCUUCGUGUUUACUCUUUACAUUUCCUCUUUAUGUAAUUACUCAUGACCUUCAAAGUCAAUUUAAAACUUGGUUUAAUACUUGGAUUACAUCUUAUGAUUCAACAUCUAUCAACGAAUCAAUUACAACCGACGACGUUGUAAUCAUAAAUGCCCCAACAUAUGAUCCUCAUUUACUAUUACCAACGUCCUUAAUGAAUAAAAAGAAGUUUAACUCACAUGAAAGUUGGAGUUUACAACAUGCGGUACUGUACACGUUUGGUUUACAUCUAUCAAAACGUGAAACCUUACGUCAAUGGGAUAUUGGCUUGGAUAUUAAUUUACCUACAUGUGAUCACUCAUUUUCAAUCAAUUAUCGUCAAAAAUUAAUUAAUUAUGCUUGUCUUGAUUGUGUUUCGGUAGCACAUAUUAAUUUGUUUAUGCAUCAAUCUGAACUUCCACUUGAUCUUACUUUUGUAAAAGAGCAAAUUAUUACAGGCGAGUAUUUUGUUUCAACUAAAUCAAAUGUUGCUUCAGAUAUAUUUCAGCUCGAUGAUGCUUGUUCUUCAUCUUCGUUUGAACAAAUCGACGCACAGGUUAUGGCCGUUCAUGUUCCAAAUGAUCGCCAUCAAUCUAUGCCUUUAAUUACGUCUAUGGAUUCUCAACAUUUAGUAUCAGUAUCUCCACUUGAAUCAACACCUGAUGAAAUUAUUACCAAUUUGAAUAGUCAAUCAGUUGAAUGUUCUCCUCAUAAACGAUCAAACAAUGCUAAACGUAGGAAAAAUCAAAAGUCUAGUCUCCGACAUCGUCGCAAGAGAUACCAUCAUGAGAUCAUACGUCCCGCCAAUAUGAAAAUUACAUCCAUUAAACAACUGUUACGUAAAAAUCAUAUUAAAUAUUUAAAUAUCCACGUUGUGCAUUCAACUCUUUUUAUCGGCGUCAAAUCAGAUGGCUUUAAGCAAUUAUAUGAACAAAUAAUACCGGCCGAUAUGUUUGUUUAG